CGAGUCGCUGUCUGUUCUUCAUCGUUUUCAUCGUUAAACUAGGGUGCUCAACUAACCACAUAUUUUUACAUCCCUCUCUGAAUUCCAUUGAUCCCCUUCCCUUGUGGACAAGGUAUGGCUGAUGGUGGUUAUGUCCCCGUCGAAGAGGAUGACGAGGACGGGGAUAUAACGCACCAUGGUGCAGAAAGGAUUAGUGUGGAAGAUAGAUUGCCAUUAUUCAUUAGAUCAGGCGUCAUCUUCGACCAAGAGCAUGAUGGCGUCGCAGUAGAUCAAGGGGAUGCUUCGGCAGACCCUUUACAUGGGCAUCACCCCAAGCAGGAGCUUCAUGGCUGGGCUUCAAUGUGGCUAGCAUAUCAAUCGAUCGGUGCAAUUUACGGAGACAUCGGGACUAGCCCUCUCUACGUCUUCUCGGCGGUCUUUGCUUCUCCACCGAGCUCGCCGGAUCUGCUUGGUGCACUGUCACUUAUCAUCUGGGCCUUAAUCCUCAUCGCUACGAUAAAGUACGUGGGGAUUGUUCUAUGUGCCAACAACCAUGGCGAAGGUGGCUCCUUUGCGUUGCUUUCUCUUAUUAGGCGUCAUGUUAAAUUGGACUGGCGAGAUUCAAUGGUUGAGGACGAUGACGAGAAAAUCUAUGCUGCAAAGCGGCUGAAAAGCUUCAAUCGCUCGGCUAGAAAUGCGUUGAAACGCAGUGCUAUGGCCAAAGGUUUAGUGACGAUUCUGGCUGUGCUGGGGGUCUGCAUGGUGAUGUCUGAUGGGGUCAUUACUCCAGCACAGUCAAUUCUCGGUGCAGUGCAGGGAAUCAAAAUAGCUGCACCCGGCAUGUCCACAAAUAUUGUCGUCGCGCUUGCCUGUCUCCUGAUUGUGCUUCUGUUCGCCAUACAGCCUUUCGGCGUUUCGAGACUGAGCAACUUUUUCGCCCCCAUUGUAAUGGUCUGGUUGAUAUUCAACAUGGCUUUUGGAGUAUAUGCCGCGUUUAUAAGCUGGCACCCAGAUGCGAUCGUGAACCCAUUGUUCAAAGCGGUCCCCCCUGGAAUGUACUGGCCGACGCUUAUUCUGUCAAUCCUAGCGUCAAUUGUGGCCUCCCAAGCAAUGCUCACGGGCACUUUCCAGUUGAUCUCCCAGGCUAUACGGAUGGCUUAUCUUCCUAGAAUGAGGCGCGUCCACACAUCAAAGCAUGUGGCGAGCCAGAUAUAUAUCCCAUUGGCUAAUUGGCUGAUGAUGGCAGGGGCAAUAGCGGUUACAGCAGUGUUUAAAACAGUGAGUGUCGGGAACUUCACGAGGGUGUUAGAAUGCAUGCUGAUUCGAGCGACACAGACUACUCGUAUUGGCCAUGUAUAUGGUGUAUGCGUCGUCGGGGUUAGCUUCAUCACGACUUGGCUUGUUGCCCUUGUGGCUAUUAUCAUCUGGAAUUUGCAUAUUGUGAUCAUCCUUCCGGUUUUUGUCUUUAUCGGCUUCUUUGAUUUCUUUUUCCUGGCAGCUGCUCUUGCCAAAAUACCAGCUGGGGGCUGGUUUACGGCUAUCAUGGCGGCCAUCUUGACGAGUACUUUACUCCUAUGGAGCUACGGUGAGGGAUGCCAGUUCAAUGCAGAGCGAGAUGAGAGCGCUUCCCGCUCCACACUGUUCACAGGCCACGGCCACCAGCUAUGGCUUCGCGAAGGAAAGGCGGAGUAUUCGGUUAAAUCAAUCAGAGGCAUUGGUGUGUUCCUAAUUGAACCACAUUCUAGGUCUCCUCCUGUUUUCGACCAUUUUAUUAAGAAAUUCGAAGCCACCCAUGAGAUAUCAGUCCUCCUUCAGAUAAAACCCGUUCUUAAGUAUUCUGUCCCUGUGAAAGAUCGCUUCACGCUAACUAGCACAAACAUCACCGGGUUGUACCGUGUUAUACUUCGCUAUGGCUACGGGGAUACGCCCUCGUGGGAUUCCUUUGAAGAAAUGCUCACAGAGGAACUGGGUCUCUUGCGUCCUCGUGGAGAACCUGAUAGUCAGGAUUAUGCAGCUGCGGACGAUGUGAACACAGGUUCGAUAGCGCUCACUGCGCCAGAUCAGUUCGCAUCGCAGAAGCCCAUUACCUAUAUCAUUGGCAGAGACAAAUUAUACGUCAAAAAGGGAUCUGGUGUUUUUCGCAGGAUCAUCCUGUCUGUGUUUAUAUAUCUGAAGGGCCAUGAGAAGACAAAGUUGUCGCGAUUGAGAGUUCCGGUUGACCGGUUGGUUGAAGUUGGAUUUUCUAAGGCGAUAUAAUCAAGGGAACAAAUAUGAUGCAUGUAAAGUUUUGGGUCGUCCAGGACGCAAAUUUCCUUUGACAUGCUCGCCUACAUGUUCUCGGCUUGAAAAAUACCAAAUGCCCAAUUCGUCCCCUGACAAAGGAAUCGGGCGAUACCCUUGAGGUUUUGGAAGUGAGGGAUUUCAUUUCCGCACGUUGAUAAGGUUCCCUGGAACUUGGAGCGGAAAGUCGUCGGGACCAUUUCAGAGUCUGAACGAAAGGGCGGGAUGAAUUCCGGCUCACGAUGGCUCCACGGAAUGCGUGGAGGCCGGAGAUGAGCAGUCAUCGCUGGUCGAAACCACAAGAACAUACAGUGGCCGUUU
Molecule: messenger RNA, 2580 nt
Organism: Coccidioides posadasii C735 delta SOWgp
Lineage: Eukaryota; Fungi; Ascomycota; Eurotiomycetes; Onygenales; Onygenaceae
Source: RefSeq, a predicted model, not a curated record